AGUGAGGGAGCAGCGAGGCGGCGGGACAGAGCGGCCCCGGGACAGAGGGGACCCGGGACAGAGGGACCCGGGGACAGAGCGGCCCCGGGACAGAGCGGCUCCGGGACGGGGCUGCGAUGGCGGCGGAGCAGGAGGACUACGAGGCCGUGCUGUGUGUGAAGCCCGCGGUGCUCGUGUACCGCGUCCCGCCCAGGGCCUCCAACCGCGGCUACAGAGCCGCGGAGUGGCAGCUGGACCAGCCGGCCUGGAGCGGGCGGCUGCGGAUCACGGCCCGCGGCAGCACCGCCUUCAUCCGCCUGGAGGACAAGACCUCGGGAGAGCUCUUUGCCCAGGCGCCCGUGGAGCAGUUCCCGGGGAUUGCUGUGGAGAGCGUGACGGAUUCCAGCAGAUACUUCGUCAUCCGCAUCGAGGAUGAGAAUGGCCGCCGGGCGUUCAUCGGGGUCGGCUUCGCGGACCGAGGGGACGCCUUCGACUUCAACGUGGCCCUGCAGGACCAUUUCAAGUGGGUGAGGCAGCAGAGUGAACUGGCCCGGCAGGACCCAGAUCAGGGACCCAAACUGGAUCUGGGAUUCAAGGAAGGACAAACCAUCAAACUCAACAUCGCUAACAUGAAGAAAAAAGAAGGAGCCACAGGGAACACCAGACCACGUCCUGCAGGGCCCGGGGGCCUGACUUUGCUCCCACCACCUCCCGGGGGGAAAUCCUGCGGAGAGCGCCCGCCCUCCCUGCCCGGCCCCGCCCGGCUCCCGGGAACGCCCAUCACAGACUCGGUGCUGUCCUGGCCUCAGCCCUCUGCUCCCGCUGCUCCCGCUGCCGACGCCUGGGGAGACUUUGCCAAAGCCUCGGGGUCGACUCCUAACCAGACUCAGGGGAACACUGGCUGGGUCCAGUUCUGAGCCCACAAGGGUACUGGGAUCCUUGGGAUUCCUUUGGGACCAAAGAAGCAGCUUCAGGACACCUCACUCCUGCCCUUAAAUCCCGCCUGGCAUCAAAAUGCUGGAAUAAGUGCUGGAAAGAACCAACCACGUGCCUUAAAACACUCCACACCCCUGUGCCUGCUGCAUCCAGGGUCUGUUAUUGUCCCCCUGGAUCACAGGACACCUUCUCCUUUGGGAGAAACCAUCCGGUUCGUCCCCUCUCCUCCAUAACAAGAGGGUACUUGAGGUCUCCUCAGAGACUUUCUCCUUGGUUUUUUGGGCUGGAUAAAUCCUUCCCUGGGCAAGGAGCAUCCUCCUGGAGACAUCCCACCUCCCAGCUCCACACCAGCACCCGCCAAGAUGCCAAAUAUCACCUUGGUUUUCUUCCUGAGCACUUACCUGGGAUGUUGGGAAGCUCCAGACGUGGUGUUUCCAUGCUGAAAUUCCUCAUUUCUUACUCUGGGAAGUUUGCUUUAUUCCUGCUCUCCUUCGAAGACAGGAUUUUUUACUUCUUUCUGUGGACUUUUUGUUAGGGACAGAACGGUCUCUUGGACAGAGCUGGGGCUGAGACUCCUCCCUAAGCAAAGAAAUAUUUUCUUACCUAUUUAUAUGAAGCCUUUUCCACGUACGAAAUCCCACUUGUUUUUUUAUUCAGUGCCUUGGAUUUUCCUUUUCCAACUGGCUGACGGGCAUUUUGCUUUCAGAGCUUUUCCCUGGGCCUGGCAGCAAAGCCAGGUGAGCCUCAGAGUGAACAAUAAAACGCUUUGGAUGCC
Messenger RNA from Neopelma chrysocephalum (saffron-crested tyrant-manakin), 1690 nucleotides. It is a transcript of the gene NECAP2, whose product is annotated as NECAP endocytosis associated 2. NCBI's taxonomy places the organism in Eukaryota, Metazoa, Chordata, Aves, Passeriformes, Pipridae. Gene Ontology annotation, biological process: endocytosis. The record is from RefSeq and is a predicted model, not a curated record. The coding region runs from base 117 to 896 and encodes 259 amino acids. The transcript is spliced from 8 exons. Gene Ontology annotation, cellular component: clathrin vesicle coat; membrane.